CCCCGCCCAAGCUCCCAGGCUCGCAGCCUCGUGGCGUGGCAGCGCCUUCCUCCGCUCUGUACAGCGCCCAUGUCUGCACAUGCAGACACCGAAAAGGCCACCAUGAGCGACGAACGCACGCCCCUCCUUGCCGUCGUGCAGACGCGCCCCCACCGCGACCGCUACCCGCACCACCGCCUGCGCCACAUCUGCACGCUCUUCCUCUCCAUCUCGCUGUUCACGGGGCUCAUCGCCGCUGUGCUCAUCCUCAACUUCCUGCCGCUCGCCGACGACGACGGGGACACUGCAGUCGGCAUAUCGCGCGUCCUGCCUGGCAAGCUGCCCGCAGGAUGGCCGUACUCGAGGGGAUUGGACUACGAUGCGCUGGUCGACAUCUUGACGGAAACGCCUGACAGCGAGAAGGCCAGGGAAUACAGCCGAUACUACACCAGCGGCCCGCAUCUGGCCGGCAAGAACCUGAGCCAGGCCAUCUGGACCAAGGACAAGUGGGAGGAGUUCGGCGUGAGCUCGCUGAUUGUCGACUACGAUGUGUACCUCAAUUACCCCAAGGACCACCGUCUGGCGCUUUUGGAGAAGAAAGGCGACCACAGGGAGGAUGCUGUCGGGAUUGAGGGCGAGAGCAUGUGGAAGAUCACGUACGAGGCGAGCUUGGAGGAAGACGUGCUCGACGAGGAUGCUACCAGUGGGCUCAAGGACCGCGUCCCGACGUUCCAUGGAUACAGCGCUUCGGGCAACGUGACGGCCGGCUACGUCUACGUCAACUACGGCACCUUCAAGGACUUCGAGGAUCUCCAGGCUGCCAAUGUCACCCUCGAGGGCAAGAUCGCACUGGUCAAGUACGGCGGUGUGUUCCGCGGACUCAAGGUCAAGCGGGCACAGGAACUCGGCAUGCUCGGUGCCAUUAUCUACACCGAUCCUGGCGACGAUGGCGAAGUUACCGUGGAGAACGGAUACGCUGCGUACCCUGAUGGCCCGGCGCGCCAGCCGAGCAGCGUCCAGCGAGGAAGUUGCCAGUUCUUGAGUUUCGCACCAGGCGACCCGACCACCCCGGGCUACCCCUCCAAGCCUGGUGCUCCCCGGCAGGACACCUCGCAUGCGAUCCCCUCGAUUCCUUCCAUUCCCAUCUCCUACCAGGAUGCGCUGCCGCUGCUCAAGGCGUUGAACGGCCACGGACCGAAAGCCUCGUCUAUCAACUGGAAAGACGGCGGGCUUGGAUAUCUGGGCGUCGAGUACAACAUUGGACCAUCCCCAGAUCACCUCGCCGUCAACCUCGUCAACGAACAAGAAUACGUCACGACCCCGCUGUGGAACGUGAUCGGUAUCAUCAACGGUAGCAUUCCUGAUGAAGUUGUUGUUUUGGGGAAUCACCGGGAUGCGUGGAUUGCGGGUGGCGCCGGUGACCCAAACAGCGGAUCUGCGGCUUUCAACGAGGUCAUUAGAAGCUUCGGUAUUGCUGUGCGCGCCGGCUGGAAGCCCAUGCGUACCAUCGUCUUCGCGAGCUGGGACGGCGAGGAGUAUGGGCUUGUUGGUUCGACUGAGUGGGUCGAGGAUUACUUGCCUUGGCUGUCCGCUUCAACCGUCGCAUACCUGAAUGUGGAUGUCGGUACUCAAGGCCCAGACUUCAAGCUUUCGGCAGCCCCGCUCCUGGAGAAGGUUGUCAUCGAUACGGUCAAACUCAUCCAGUCGCCCAACCAAACCAUUCCCGGUCAAACCGUAGGCGAUGUCUGGGACAAGCGCAUCUCCACCAUGGGCUCUGGCAGCGAUUUCACCGCCUUCCAAGACUUCGCCGGCAUCCCCUCCAUCGACAUGGGCUUCGGUGCCGCCCCCGGCUCAGCUGUCUACCACUACCACUCGAACUACGACUCCUUCGCCUGGAUGGAGAAAUAUGGCGACCCAUCUUUCCAGUACCACGAAACAAUCGCCAAGGUCUGGGCCCUCGUCGCUGCAAAGAUCAUUGAGACACCUGUCCUCCAACUCAACGCCACGCGCUACGGAGCCGGGCUUCGCCGCUACGUAGACAGCGUCAAAGACAAGGCCCGCACCGCCUCAUUUCCGCCGCACAAGCCCGACGAGAUCUUCGCGGGUCUCGACGCCGCGGUCGAACGCUUCCAGUUCGCCGCUACCAUCCACGACGGCACGGCUGACGCGCUUGCACAGCGGCUCAUCGACGAUGACAUACCAUGGUGGAAGUUUUGGGAGAAGCUGCAGCUGUACUACGCUAUUCGCAAGGUUAAUACGAAAUACAAGUUGCUGGAGAGGCAGUUUUUGUACAAAGAGGGCUUGGAUGGCAGGAGUUGGUUUAAGCAUGUCGUCUUUGCACCCGGCAAGUGGACCGGAUAUGCGGGUGCAACGUUCCCCGGCAUCGUCGAGGCGAUUGACGAAAAAGAUGAAGCCGCCGCGUUCAAAUGGACUAUCAUUGCAACGGAGAUAGUCGACGGGGCGAGCGACUGGUUGGAGGCGGAGUAGAACGUGUGUGGAAGAAAUUGUUUGUAUAUAUGAAAGCGAGCGAGCGAGCCAGCGAGAUACCCAGACUACACGUACAUUCGUUUGAAUUAGGGUUUAUUGUCAUUGACAUUUUAGAACAGGUGAU
Paraphaeosphaeria sporulosa is the source of this 2590-nucleotide messenger RNA. RefSeq names its product N-acetylated-alpha-linked acidic dipeptidase-like protein. The transcript is spliced from 3 exons. NCBI's taxonomy places the organism in Eukaryota, Fungi, Ascomycota, Dothideomycetes, Pleosporales, Didymosphaeriaceae. Gene Ontology annotation, molecular function: carboxypeptidase activity. The coding region runs from base 70 to 2466 and encodes 798 amino acids. The record is from RefSeq and is a predicted model, not a curated record.